GUGAGUGGUGGAACGCGAACAUAGUUGACGUGGCCAGGCAAGCCUUUCUUACCGGCGGCAAUAUGAGUGUUUCCGAUGCAUAUACCAUCAACGGAAAAACCGGUGACCUUUACCCAUGUUCAACAAAAGACAUCUACGAGCUGGAAGUGGAGACGGGAAAGACCUACUUGCUCCGGAUCAUCAACGCUGCACUCGAUAAUCAGCUCUUCUUCAAGAUCGCCGGGCACCGCUUCACCGUGGUAGCCGUGGAUGCCAGCUACACCAAUCCAUACAAGACUGAUCUGAUCGUCAUCGCCCCCGGCCAGACCGUCGAUGCCCUCAUGGUGGCCGAUGCAACACCGGCGAGCUACUACAUGGCCGCCCUCCCGUACAUCAGCACCGCUAGCCCGCGGCCGGCCUUCGACAACACGACCACCACGGGCAUCGUCCGAUACAAAUCCGCCUCGCCGUCUUCGCAACCCGUGAUGCCGACCAUGCCCUCCUUCUUCGACAACGAUGCGGCCUUCCGCUUCUAUUCCAACCUAACCGGUCUCCUCAGGCCAGGGGACCGCACCGUCCCUCUCCAUGUCGACGAGCGCAUGUUCGUCACGGUGGGGUUGGGCCGGACUGCUUGCCAGCCGGGUCAAGUGUUGUGCGAUCAGACCGCGGGAGCGCUCGCCGCCAGCAUGAACAACGCGUCCUUCCAGUUCCCCACCACCAUGUCGAUUUUGCAGGCACAUUAUGAGGGGGUGAAGGGGGUUUACACGGCGGACUUCCCCGACGAGCCGCCCGUGUUCUUCGAUUUCACCAACGCCUCCGAUCCAUCGCUGCAGUACUUGAUGUUCACGUCCAAGUCUACGAAGGUGAGGAGGCUCAAGUACAACACGACGGUGGAGAUGGUGCUGCAGGACACGGCGAUACUGGGGAUCGAGAACCACCCGAUGCACAUCCACAGUUUCAACUUCUUCGUGGUGGCGCAAGGGUUCGGAAACUACCAUCAAGCCACGGCAGAAAAGAGCUACAACCUCGUGGACCCCCAACAGAGGAACACCAUCGCCGUUCCGACCGGCGGUUGGGCCGUCAUCCGAUUCACCGCUAAUAAUCCUGGUGUGUGGAUCAUGCACUGCCACUUUGACUCCCACUUGCUGCUGGGGUUGGCGACGGCCUUCGAGGUGGACAAUGGACCCACCCCUGAAUCCACCCUCCCCCCACCACCUCCGGAUUACCCCGCUUGUUAGAAGAAGCUGGCGAGGGUUGAGGACAACUGGAAAGUAAAUAAGAUAGAAUAGGAAAAAGACAAACGUCUCACAAGUUUAUUCUGUUUUUAUUCUAUUAUUUUGUUGAAGAUUCCCCAUUGAUUUGUGCUUUCUACCUACUAAGUGUGUAAGAUAAUAAACAGUCC
Molecule: messenger RNA, 1381 nt
Organism: Elaeis guineensis (African oil palm)
Lineage: Eukaryota; Viridiplantae; Streptophyta; Magnoliopsida; Arecales; Arecaceae
Source: RefSeq, a predicted model, not a curated record